AUGAUUCAGGAGUCCGCUCCGGAUUUACCCCCCAUGAGCUUGUUGUCUAGCAAGGACUCAUUGCAAUCAUUCCGAAAUGACUCCGGUCCAUUCUCGCAAGUCUGGGAUCUACUUGGUCUCCUACCGCGGAAUAAGGUGACCGUUGAUCGGCUGAUUGAGAGGUUCUUGACUGAGAUCAACUGGGCCAUCGACACGGUCCACCCCGAGACCUUCAGACAGCAAUUCGCGGAGUUCUGGGGGCGGAAGUUUGGGUUUGACGAAAUUGCCGGCGUGGACCUUCGCUGGCUCGCUCUUUUGUUCAUUAUUCUGGCUUUUAGUGUACUCCUAGACAGCCCCACGACAUCUUCACCUGAAAAACGGAAAGAAAGCGAAGAGGCUUCUCUUCGCUUUUACUGGGCUGCUAGGCGAGCUAUUGUUAUUUCCCCCUCCUUUCACGGAGAAAGCUUAGAUCUUGUCAGAGCAGGCCUGAUGGUCACACGUUAUUUACUAUAUACCCGGCAAGUUGCAGAAAGUUGGCUCACUAUCAGCUUUGCUAUGCGUAUGGCUCAAGCACAGGGCAUGCAUAUUGACGGAGAAAAAUGGGGGUUGUCUAAGAAAGCCACGGAGACUAGAAGACGCCUCUGGAGCAAUCUUUACAUGCUUGACAAGACAAUUGCACUUGCUCUCGGAAGGCCAUACGCGAUAUCAGAUCAUAUGUGCCUCAUCAAAGCGCCGGAGAACGCGUGGCUGGAUGGAUUGACAGAUGAGCAGUCAUCUAUAGCCAAGGCACAUCCCAUAAGCUAUCCCACACGAAGUACUGUGUCACUUCUCGGGGCUGGAUUGGCUAAAAUUGCAGGUGAAAUCCAAGAUCGAUGCUUUGGCUUAUACCCUGCAUCAUACGACAUGGUAGUCGAGAUGGAUCACAAACUCGUUGCGUGGAAACAGCAACUACCUGCGUAUUUCUCGGUGGAUGACUCCGAACUAUCACUGGAUGACUCCCACACAUUCCUGCCAUGGCAUCGGCUUUAUCUGCACUCUGCAUUCCAUUUUGCUCGAAUAACUCUUCAUCGACCUCAUCUUCUACGUGAAUCUAUCACCAAUCGCUUCGGCCUUAGCCACCAGGCAUGUAUAUCCUCUGCGUCUUCCGAUCUCAAAAUCAGGUUACAAUCAUUGAAAUAUGGAACAGCAGAAAACAUGAGAUGGACGUUAGGAACCCACAACAUGUUCAACAGUGCCUUCAUUCUCGGCAUUAUAGCGGUGCGGCGACCCAACGCGCCUCAGACUGCGGCGAUAUUGAAUGACCUCGAGGAAUAUUGUGAACGACUGCGGAAGGAUGUUUGGCUUAACGAAUUUGGCCUUGCCGAAGUUAAAGUGGUGGAGUUGUGUAUCAUUCGCACCCGAGGAUUUGCCCAAGCCACCGACCAGCCAAGUGAAAACACCUCAAUGAGCCCACUCGAAGUGCUGCCAAGCUUUGUAGCACAGCAACGGGAAGACAACCCGGAAAUAACGUCGACUAUGAAUAUCUCUGGCCCUGGAAUUCCCGCUUCUCCCAGUCAGCCUCCAGUCUAUUCUCCUGAUAUGACGUGGCCCGCAGUGUGGGAAGACCAGAAUUUUGCGUUUCCACAAGCAGCAGAUCUUGAAACCUGGGAGCAAAUGAUCUCUGAAAUUGCGUAUCAUACCUAG
This is a messenger RNA of Penicillium antarcticum, 1662 nucleotides long. RefSeq names its product fungal specific transcription factor domain-containing protein. The record is from RefSeq and is a predicted model, not a curated record. Lineage: Eukaryota; Fungi; Ascomycota; Eurotiomycetes; Eurotiales; Aspergillaceae. Gene Ontology annotation, molecular function: DNA binding; zinc ion binding. Bases 1 to 1662 code for a protein of 553 amino acids. Gene Ontology annotation, biological process: DNA-templated transcription. The transcript has a single exon.